AUGGAGUACCUCCAACCAACCCAUCUUUAUACCCGUAUACUGGAAAAUGUGCCUUGGAAGUCUGGCGAUCCGAGUGUCAAGGGUGAUCCGAGGAAAAGUGUCAAAUGGAUUGAUGGCCUGAGAGGAAUUGCUUCAUUCCUCGUCGUUCUAACACAUCUUGCGCGAGCCUGGGAUUACGAUUUGUUCUCCCCUCGCGACGAUGUCGAUACCCCUCCCCGCAUUCUCCAGUGGCCUGUCUUCCGAAUCCCCUGGCAAGGCCGUCUCGGAGUCACAAUCUUCGCUUUCCUGACAGGUUACGUUUGUGCCCUAAAGCCCAUCAAACAGCGCCGAAAUGGAGAUCUUCUAGGCUCUUUCACCUCCGUCGCAAAAAGUGCAUUCCGUCGCCCACCGCGUCUUAUCUUCCCAGCCACCAUUGCCCUGAUCAUCUCAUGGGCUAUGGCCCAGUUUGGCGCUUUCGUCGUAGCUAACCGCUCUGACUGCUGGUGGUGCCGAUAUGCUGCGCCCGAUCUUGCACCCACUUUCUGGGAGGAGUUCUGUCGCUUGUUCCAGAAUUUCCUUGGUGUUUGGACUACAGGCUAUAUGGCAUACGACGAUCACCAAUGGGCUCUGCUACCACUCCUGCAGUCAUCAAUGCUGAUUUACAUCCUGCUCUGCGCAACUAUGUUCGUCAAGUUUCGUUGGCGCUUGGCCAUCUACCUGGGAAUGACCCUGUACUUCCACCAGGACACGGCCCCUAACACAGAAACAAUGCAAAUGCAAGCUAUCUACGGCAUGUUCCUCAGCGAUCUUUCCUACGAGGUAGCGUUCAAAGAGUUCAUCGAGAACCACAAAUGGUUCCGCAGAACCAUCUCGGCAACAUUUGUCAUCGUCGGCCUCUUCAUCUGCUCAUACCCAGGCGAACACCCCGAGUGGGCCGUCUGGUCAGACUACAUGUUCAAAGCAGCCCACUACAUCUUCCCCCCAGAAGUAAACAUCGGCAAGCGCUACUCGGCCAUCGGAGUCGACCUAAUCAUUUUCGCUAUCUUCAUCUCUCCCUCAACGAAGGACUUCCUCUCAAACCGCCUCCUCCUCUGGCUAGGCAAGCAGAGUUUCGCCGUCUAUCUCGUGCACGGCACUCUCCUCCGUACAGUCUUGUGCUGGAUGCUCUACGGUAUCACCGGUCAACCAUGGGAUGGCGAGCCUGUCGAUGGCAACGGCGCGCCACUGCUAGACGAUAACGGCGAACCACUCCACCCACACUGGCUGCCCAUCCGCGCACCAUGGGUCGUUGGAAUUUCCAUCCCAACCUGGAUCGCAAUCGUGUACGCCUGCGCUGUGGCGUGGACAACGUACGUCGACCCAUUCUGUGCUCGAAUGACGCAUAAAUUGGAGAAGUUGGUGUUUGAGGAGGACGAAAAGUCUCCUGAAGCUCUUCCUCUGACCACUUUGCCUAUGUCUACUGUUUAA
Penicillium taxi is the source of this 1446-nucleotide messenger RNA. RefSeq names its product acyltransferase family protein. The coding region runs from base 1 to 1446 and encodes 481 amino acids. Gene Ontology annotation, molecular function: acyltransferase activity, transferring groups other than amino-acyl groups. The record is from RefSeq and is a predicted model, not a curated record. The transcript has 3 exons. Gene Ontology annotation, cellular component: membrane. NCBI's taxonomy places the organism in Eukaryota, Fungi, Ascomycota, Eurotiomycetes, Eurotiales, Aspergillaceae. Gene Ontology annotation, biological process: polysaccharide biosynthetic process.